Gossypium raimondii (Peruvian cotton) is the source of this 2168-nucleotide messenger RNA. Its product is annotated as 3-oxoacyl-[acyl-carrier-protein] synthase II, chloroplastic. Gene Ontology annotation, biological process: fatty acid biosynthetic process. Gene Ontology annotation, cellular component: chloroplast stroma. Lineage: Eukaryota; Viridiplantae; Streptophyta; Magnoliopsida; Malvales; Malvaceae. Gene Ontology annotation, molecular function: 3-oxoacyl-[acyl-carrier-protein] synthase activity. The transcript is spliced from 13 exons. The record is from RefSeq and is a predicted model, not a curated record. The coding region runs from base 229 to 1806 and encodes 525 amino acids.
CAGUCGAGCUCUCUCAGUUGAAAAAAUAAACAACCCAAAAAAAGAAGUCUGAGAUUUGCCCAGAUUCAAAAGCUAUUUAAUUGAUCUUUUUUUUUUCAUCAUUUUCUUAAAAAAGUUUCAGUUUUUGUUUCAUUGAUGAGUUGCUAGAUUUUGUUUUCAUUAUAAUCCAAACCCAAAUCCUCAAAACUCUUAAAGUUUCAAUUUUUGUUUUGUUUUUUCUUUAUUGGGAUGGCAUCUUCAUCAUCACUGGUAAGUCCACUAUGUAAUCAGUCACAGUCUCCACUGCUCCACUGGAUUGGGGAUAGAAGGAAAGCUUUUAUUUCUCCUCCAUGCAACGGCGGCUCAGCCACCAGCAAAGAUGGUGGUGCUUUUGAGCCAUGUAAUGAGUAUUAUUCCUCCAAAAAUGGCAGCUUUUCUUCUUUCUUUGGGUCCAAAAAUGUUUCCUUCAAUAUUAAUCACAAGCACCCAAGGCUCAAUCGAGGUGUUGCCCGAUCUGGACAAGCCAUGGCUGUAGCCGUGGAACCGGCGAGAGAGAUCAGGACAAAACAGAAACCUCCUACGAAGCAAAGACGUGUUGUUGUGACUGGGAUGGGAGUAGUAACUCCGCUUGGCCAUGACCCCGAUGUUUUUUAUAACAAUUUGCUUGAGGGUGCUAGUGGUAUAAGUGAAAUUGAGGCUUUUGACUGUGCCCAGUUUCCAACCAGAAUUGCCGGAGAAAUCAAAUCUUUAUCGGCCGAUGGAUGGAUAGCACCAAAACUAUCCAAAAGGAUGGACAAAUUCAUGCUUUAUAUGCUUAUUGCUGGAAAAAAAGCAUUAGAAGACGGUGGUGUAACCGAAGAUGUAAUGGAGGAAUUAGAUAAAGAGAAAUGUGGAGUUUUGAUCGGUUCGGCAAUGGGUGGUAUGAAGGUUUUCAAUGAUGCAAUUGAAGCACUGAGGAUUUCGUAUAGGAAAAUGAAUCCGUUUUGUGUACCAUUUGCUACUACAAAUAUGGGUUCCGCAAUGCUUGCAAUGGAUUUGGGAUGGAUGGGUCCUAACUAUUCGAUCUCCACCGCAUGUGCUACGAGCAACUUUUGUAUCUUAAAUGCAGCAAAUCACAUGAUUAGAGGCGAAGCUGAUAUGAUGCUCUGUGGUGGCUCUGAUGCAGCAAUUAUACCCAUCGGGUUGGGAGGAUUUGUCGCAUGCAAAGCACUGUCCAAGAGGAACGGUGAUCCUACAAAAGCUUCACGUCCAUGGGAUGUUAAUCGUGACGGGUUUGUCAUGGGGGAAGGUGCUGGGGUUCUGCUUUUAGAAGAGUUGGAGCAUGCUAAGAGGCGAGGAGCGACUAUCUAUGCCGAAUUCCUCGGUGGUAGCUUCACUUGUGAUGCUUAUCACAUGACCGAACCACACCCGGAUGGAGUCGGUGUUGUUCGCUGCAUAGAAAAGGCUUUGGCUCAGUCUGGAGUACCUCGAGAAGAUAUAAAUUACAUUAAUGCUCAUGCUACGUCUACACCAUCCGGAGACAUUAAAGAGUACCAAGCUCUCCUACAUUGUUUCGGCAAAAAUCCCGAGUUAAGAGUGAACUCCACUAAGUCGAUGAUUGGUCACCUACUUGGAGCUGCCGGCGCUGUGGAAGCCGUUGCAGCGGUACAGGCGAUAAGAACUGGUUGGGUUCAUCCAAAUAUCAACCUUGAAAACCCGGACCAAGAAGUGGACACAAAUGUGCUCGUUGGACCAAAGAAAGAAAGGUUGAAUGUCAAGGCAGCCUUGUCCAAUUCUUUCGGGUUUGGUGGCCACAACUCCUCGAUCAUAUUUGCUCCGUACAAGUAAAAAAAAAGAACAUAGUCCAAGCAUCGCUCGUCCCGGGUUACCGUAGCUGCUGUUGUACGUAAAUUCUAUCGGCUAUUUGGUCAGGAAAAGUGUUAAUAUAGGUCAGCUACAUCGUGCAGAAGACUCGAGAAACCUCGUCUAUCGACAAACACCGGUCCGGAAAAAGGGUUAUCAUAGGGAGAAAGAUGAUGUUUAAGAGUUCAUUGUUGUGUUUUAAAGAUCUCAUAUUUUCUACUAAAUUUUAAAGCUACGAUGGAAAUUUUGGAUUUUUAGUUGAUAGGGGCCAUGGAAGCGCAAGUAUUUUCAUGCAUUAAAGUAAAUAUGGGUAAAUUUAUGGUUUUGGUCCUUUUGUUAUGGUUAAA